UGUGAUUUUUUUAACACGCCCCGCCCCUAGAUGUGAAGCACUUCCGCCAAGAUGGUUGUCGGUGCCUUCCCAAUCGCGAAGCUCCUCUACCUCGGAGUGAAGCAAAUGAGCAAGCCCAUAGCCAACCGGAUAAAAGCAGGAGCCCGGAGGAGUGACUUUUUUAGAAGUUACAUCUGUCUGCCGCCGGCACAAAUUUACCACUGGAUUGAGAUGAGAACAAAGAUGCGUAUCAUGGGGUUUCGGGGUUCCACCAUUAAGCCGCUGAAUGAGGAGGCGGCGGCAGAGCUCGGCGCCGAGCUGCUGGGGGAGACUGUGGUCUUCCUCAUCGGCGGCGGAUGCAUGGUGCUGGAGUACAGCAGGCAGUCUGCUAACUCGCGCCGUAAGGAGGAGGAGCUCACCGAGACCCUCACAGGUCUACAGACUCAAAUAGCAGAGCUCACCUUCACCACAGAGACGCUAAGCGCUCAGCUCAGAGAAGUCAACAGGCAACUGCUCUCCUUUCCUGCACCCACCAAAAAGUGAUUUGUUUCAGGUGCUGUACUUUUGUAAAAGAGGUAAAUGAAGGGACACACAACAUGUGAUGGCCUGGCUGAUGGCAAAUACUUCACACACUGACCACUCUCCCGAAGGCUGGAUGAAACAUCAGUGUGCUGCAAGUAAUUAGCUCACAUUUGGAGCAGCUUGUUCUAUGAUAUUGCUAUGAUAUUCAUAGUGUAUUUGUGUGAUUGAUAUUGCAUGCUCAUUACAAAAUGGACUGUGUCAAUCUUUCAAAGGUUAAUUUAUAUGAUAACAGUGACAUUUGUGGGCCUUUAAUCACUCGAGAGAAGUUUCAUUUCUGAUUGCUUUGAAUAUUAUCCAAUCUCUCAGAAUUUCAGUCAAAGUCACUGUGAAAACCAUUUGCUGUUUGAUGUAAUAAAAGAAAAAAUGGUUGUUAAAUAAUUCUGCAAGAUAAAAAAUAAAGACAAUAAAAUAUU
Messenger RNA from Doryrhamphus excisus (bluestripe pipefish), 974 nucleotides. It is a transcript of the gene opa3, whose product is annotated as outer mitochondrial membrane lipid metabolism regulator OPA3. Lineage: Eukaryota; Metazoa; Chordata; Actinopteri; Syngnathiformes; Syngnathidae. Gene Ontology annotation, biological process: regulation of lipid metabolic process. Gene Ontology annotation, cellular component: mitochondrion. The record is from RefSeq and is a predicted model, not a curated record.